AAUCUCCUCAAGACACGUACCGGUACGUGUACCCGUUCGAAGCCACAAAACUGAAGGUUGUUGUCUUGAUGUUGUCUUGAUACCGGUAGAUGACAUGAGUACCGGAACUGAUAAUCCAAAGACCCCGUCAUUGUAUACUACACUCAAUAUUAAUACCACAUCAUUUGAAACAAAGAAUCUGUUCUACCAUGAGUGGCAAGCUAUCACUCGCCAUGUUGCUUCUUCUGGCGCAAAAUGCUGAAACGUUCUCUUUUGACUCUUGUUUUCGUCCUUUGCGAACCUUUCCCACGGCAACUAAUGGUCCGUGGCCUGCAGUGCGUUGCUCAAGUCAGUUGUAUUUGGCUGGAAGCAACGACAAUGAUGAUCCAACUGAAGAGGAGCAAGCAUUCAACUUUCUGUUGGAGAUUGCGUCCAAGCUCAAACUUGAAAUUUUUGACCUGGAAGAAGGAAUUUACGGAUACGACUGCAAAGAUUUGCGAUACGGACUAGAAGUCGUUCAGACCAGUAUCGAUUUGACAGAACAAGCUGCUGGUCUGGGGUUGGUCUUGACGGAAAUGGCAAGCGCUCCAGACGGAAGAGGAUUGGUAUUGAUUAGUCAAGUUACGGGGAAUGCUGCCAAGGCAAAUCCACCCAUUCAAGUGGGGGACGCCAUUUCGGGGAUUCGGGCGGGCGGCCAGUUUCGAGAACGAGUCACAGGUGCCAAUUAUGAUGUGACAGUUCAAGAGAUUGGCAAGGCCAAAGAAAUUGCCAUGAACAGCGACCAGCGCAUAUUCCUGGAACUCAAUCGACUCGUGGAGAGAGCACGCAUCACAGUACAAGUGGACCGGGAAGGAAAAUCCGAGGCGGUAGAAAUAGACGCACUGGCGGGAGAGAAUCUAAGACGACUCUUGAUGAGGAAAGGAAUCAAACUGUAUGAUCGCAAAACAAAACGAUUUGACAUGCCCUUUGCCAGUGGAGACUGCGCGGGGGAAGGACUCUGUGGCACUUGUUUGGUAGCCGUAAACAAGGGAGCUGAUCUGCUGUCCCCCAUGGACAACACUGAAAAGCUCAUUAUGCAAGGUCGGCCACUGUCCUGGCGAGCAUCUUGCCGAACCGUCGUAGGAGGAAACAACCAACCUGGUACCAUCAUGCUUAGCACACAACCGCAGUCAAGAUUCGAAGAUGAGCUCGAUCCUGGUGUGAGGAGCCUGGAUCUUUAGAAGGGUUGACAAGGGUAACCCCUUCGAGCUAAGGACCAGUGGUGUUGCUCUAGAGUCUAGUAGACGCAAUGACAUGUUCUUCAGACUGGAAUGUGCUCGAUCCUGCAAUCGGCCCUGGGUGAGCUUCAAAUUGACAUGCACAUUUGUUGCCUGAAUGGUACCGGUACAAAUGUGCCGUAUUGGCGUCAGUCAACCAGCAUUGAUUCAUUGCGGGAUUUGUUUUGGUGCCUUUAGGAUAGCCAUCAGUUGACUGUGAUGCUUGUACUAAUCAGGACACUUAUAAUAUAUACCGGUAGUGUUGACAAUCUGUACCG
This is a messenger RNA of Seminavis robusta, 1513 nucleotides long. The record is from the annotation of a GenBank genome assembly. NCBI's taxonomy places the organism in Eukaryota, Bacillariophyta, Bacillariophyceae, Naviculales, Naviculaceae.